AUGAAAGAGAUUUUCGAGUUUGGUGUAGAUGUAGCAAUAGCAAACUCGGACGCCAGCAAGUCUAGCCAACGCACCAACACAAUCCAGCCAUUACAUCACACGCACGCUCGUCCACGCGCGCACGCACGCACAGUGCGCCUCAAGGGAUAUGACCCUCUACUCAAUCUUGUCCUCGAUGAUACCACCGAAUUCCUUCGAGAUCCAGAUGAUCCUUACAAAUUGACGGAAGACACGCGAAUGUUGGGCUUGGUGGUGUGCCGUGGCACUUCUGUGGUGCUCAUAUGUCCGGUUGACGGCAUGGAAAGUAUACCCAACCCUUUCGUUCCACAAGACUCUUGAAAUAUUAUUUCCAUUUUUCAAUUAAUAUUAAGCAAU
This is a messenger RNA of Nilaparvata lugens (brown planthopper), 375 nucleotides long. RefSeq names its product U6 snRNA-associated Sm-like protein LSm7. Gene Ontology annotation, molecular function: RNA binding. Bases 1 to 339 code for a protein of 112 amino acids. NCBI's taxonomy places the organism in Eukaryota, Metazoa, Arthropoda, Insecta, Hemiptera, Delphacidae. The record is from RefSeq and is a predicted model, not a curated record. The transcript has 2 exons. Gene Ontology annotation, cellular component: catalytic step 2 spliceosome; Lsm1-7-Pat1 complex; U6 snRNP. Gene Ontology annotation, biological process: mRNA splicing, via spliceosome; nuclear-transcribed mRNA catabolic process.